This is a messenger RNA of Arabidopsis arenosa, 777 nucleotides long. Lineage: Eukaryota; Viridiplantae; Streptophyta; Magnoliopsida; Brassicales; Brassicaceae. The record is from the annotation of a GenBank genome assembly.
AUUCACAAAGGCAAAGAAGUCAUUUGUAUGCUGUUUUCCAAUAAAGUUAAUUCUCUAAUCGAAGAAGUUUCGAGAUUGGAAAUUGACGACGAUAUGGGCCUUGGAGGUAGUGAAACAAUGGAAUGCAAGUGUGGUAUGCCUCUGUGCAUCUGUGUAGCUCCUUCCAAAUCAACGGAUAAACCAAACCCACCGGCUACCGUUGCUCCUGUGGUUCUCCCUCAGUUAAAGUCAGAGACUUCAGCAAAAAGUAAAGGUUCCACUUCCAGCAGCAAUGCUAGAUCAGCUCUUAAUCCUGGACUAGACACCCCCCAAAGAGACUAUGAAGCCAGUGGGGAGGGAUUAAGGGAAGCUAUUAAGAAUGGUGACAUUGCUGGUGUGAAAAAGCUUCUAAAAGAGGGCGUAGAUGCAAAUUACCGAGACAAGCAGGGAAUGUCAGUGCUUCAUCUGGCUGUCCUUUUCAACCAAACUGAUAUUGCAUUGAUGUUGAUGGAUCAUGGAGCAAGCCUCGAGUACAAGAAUGCACAAGGAGAAACACCGCUAGAUUGUGCUCCCGCAACACUGCAAUACAAGAUGCGGGAAAAGAUGAAGUCCACUUAACAGCAGGCAUCAUACAGAGGUACAAAUCAUUUUUUCAGAUAAGGAAAAGAUUUGUAAUGAGUUUGCUUGUAACUUUAGUUGCAUUCUGUGUGCAAUUUUUCAUGUUAUGUGAUCUUUGAACCGCUAUGACAUAAAAACUCACCUUUUGUGGCAAGCUAAAAAUAUACAGUUGUUCAAUUU